UUGGCUAGUGUUUUUAUUGUAAUAUUGUAUUAUUUUCUUACAUAGCGAAGUAAGUAUUAAUAACCAAUUGAUCAGUGGUUCAUAACUAUUAAAAUGAGUACAAAUCCCCCCGUACCACCACCACUUCCAGCUGAUAAUACCAUCACUCCUCUAAAAUUAUACCAAACACAAAAUUCACUGAGUGAUUCUAUUUGUCAAUGGACUACUGAGCUGGAGUUACGAGAAGCUUGUGCAAAAAAUAACAUUUGUCUUUACAAAGCUCCUCAUCAGUUCAAAUAUAACAACUUUAAAGCUAUUACACAAGUGGGCCCAACUUGUGGCUUAGUAGCAUUAUCUAUGCUUUUAAAUGGAGAGGUUAGCCCUGAUGAGUUACUGAAUAUAGUUAUAGCAGAAGGUUACAGCAAUAAUGGUGAGAUGUUUAGUUGUCAGAAUAUGGUACAACUUGUUGAAAAAGUAUUAAAUCUGUCUAAAAAAAAUAAUGCCAGUUUCCAUUUAAGACAUGGACUUUAUAGCAAAGAAAUAAUACUUGAAUUGUUGAAUGGUGCUACUUUGUUAGUUGCAUAUGAUGCAGAUUGCAACCACUCACCCUGCCUUCGACAUGGACACACUGCACAUUGGGCAUUAGUGUGUGGAAUUUUAAUUAUAGAUGACCCUAAUGGAAAUUAUUUAUCUGAUCCUAACAAUAUUUACAUAUUUUGUAGGCAUGGAAAGUCGAAAUAUCUUGCCAUGUGGCGUUUAGCUGAUUUAGAUAGUAGUAAUAACAAUUUAAAUGAGUUUAAUCCCAAGAAAAAAGAAGAUGGUUUGUUAUAUAUUUUACCCGAAGGUGGCAUGGGUGGAAAAAAUGGCUUAAAAGGCCAGUUUGUUAUGUUUAAAGGUCUUUGACAAUGUUGACAUUUAUUAAAUAAGUUUAAAAUUGUUAUUUAUAUGAUAUUUGUUAUUUAUACUUGAUUUAUAUAACUAACUUUAAUAACAUCAAUGUCUUUAUGAA
Molecule: messenger RNA, 988 nt
Organism: Pieris napi
Lineage: Eukaryota; Metazoa; Arthropoda; Insecta; Lepidoptera; Pieridae
Product: UPF0692 protein CG33108
Exons: 2
Coding region: 94-882 (262 amino acids)
Source: RefSeq, a predicted model, not a curated record